AUUCAAUAACUCGCUCUUCUGUUGUAUUACUUCACGAUACAGAAACAGAAAGCUUGAUCUUAAAUCACAAGCUCGAACAAUGGUUAAUUCUAUUUGGUGCGUUGCUCGAGAAGGACGUACAUUCUGAAAGCACAUAUUCAAAUCUCAAACAUAAAUUGUUCAUUUUCACUGCAACGAAUCGAAUUAAAUUCCAAACUCUUUUCGAUUCUCCAUCCGACAAAAUGAUGGCAAAAUACUUUUGGGGGCUGCUAUUUUCAAUUUUAUUUGAAAUUAAUGCAGUCGCUUCAUUGGGUUAUAUGUUCCCAGUGGGCAAUAUCGUACGAAGAGAAGGCGAAACUAUUGAAAUUAAUUGUACGUUAACCUCAUCCAAUCAUACGAUUGAUGAUUUGAAAUUUAUUUUCGAUAAACCAGGUGUCCGGCAUGAAAUUAUCACAUUGGGCCAUAAUACAAAAAUGUUUCGAAUUAAUAAUGCACCGAUAAUGGAAGCAUACGUUGAUUGUCUGGCGGGUCUUUCAGGCAUUAAUCGAGUGACAAUUAAUGUUGGCACGGCACCAGAAAAAGUCAUUGAUUUCAAAUGUAGAUCAUACAAUUGGGAAAAUUUAACGUGCAGCUUUGAAAAACCAUACAAUCCAGUGCCCGUAGACUACACUCUAUACUAUGGUAUUGGAAUUGAAACUGGCAAGCCCACUUUUCAGACACCGACACAUUCGUGCCGUUUAGGUAUAAACUAUCAUCGACAAUUUACAUGUGCAAUUACAUUUGAAAAUGAGCCGCCCUAUCGUCAAUCCUAUGACUAUUACUAUUUUCGACUGAUCGGAGUAAAUCGCAUUGGAAAUUUCACCGAAGAUUUUACAAUUUAUCACUACAACAUGCUGGUACCGAAUCCACCGGAAAACUUAAGUGAAACAAAUAUUACAUCAAAUUCUGUAAUUUUGAAUUGGAAAUUACCAGCGCUAUUACAGAACUUUCCAAAACAAUUUGUAUAUAGAAUCAAUUAUACAAACGAGUAUCAGAAAGAUCAAUGGAUUGAAUUGGGGCCGUUUAAAGAACCACGUAAAAAUGAACGCGAAGAGCACAAUAUUCAUAUGUCACAUGCAUUAACCAAUUUACCAUAUGCCGAUACAUGGUACGAUUAUCGUAUAUCAUUUAAAGUCGACGAUGCUGAAGACAUACCGGAAAUGUGGUCAAAUUCUCAUAUUGGUCAUAUAUUUAAAACGGAAUCACGAAUUCCGGAUAAACCGCCACUCACCGACAUCGGUUCAUUUAGUUUAACGGCCAGCGGUCAUGUGUUCGUUUAUUGGAAAGAACUAUCGGAAUCGGAACACAACGGUCCGAAUUUGAAAUAUAUUAUAAUUGAUGCAAAUAAUACGACAUAUGUAUCAACUCGUUCGUUGGCCAAACUUGAGCAUCUCGAUGCAAAUGGUAUGAAAAAACCAUUAAAUUUCCAUAUUCAUAGUAAAAACAAUGUGGGCCGUUCAAAAAUGUACAGUAGCGUAUACGUACCACCUGUACAAGAUCGAUGCAAACCGCCGACGCUGAUCAAAAAAAUUCGAUUGGAUGCUCAAACGUAUAAUAUUUCGUGGAUGGCACCGAUUGAUGGUCCAAAUAUAACCAGCUACACGAUAUUCUGGUGUGAACCGAACAAUGAAUCGCCAAAUGAUUGCAAAGGUUCAAUUGAUUUCGAACGAAUUGGCAGUGAUGUAUUGAGUUAUCGUCUCGAAACGAAUAAUUCAAUGAACUUUGCCAUCUCGGCCAAUUCGAAUACAUCAAGUUCAGGCAUGAUAUGGGCAAUGUGCACCGUUUUACCGGGCAAUGAAAUUAAUAAAUUAACUUCAAUUAUAACGGUUAAAGUGUUGGCCACAUCAAUCGAAUUCAAAUGGAACCUUGCUUGUAUCGAUCGAACCAUUUUGACCGGUUACAUUUUGGAAUAUUGCCCAAUAAAAGAUCCAAAAACCGGUGAAUGCCGAGAAGCGGCAAAAACGGUCAACAUUACGGCUGAAGCAAAAGAAUACAAAUUGGAAAAAUUGCAACCGUACACAACGUACAGUGUACGCAUUCAAAUGUUAUCUGAAUCUUCAAAAGGUCCAUGGAGUGAACCACAAGUAAAUACCACACUUGAAGCAGCACCAACACCACCACGAAAUUUACGUGCACGUAAUAUCACAAAUUCAUCCGUUGAAUUGACAUGGGAACAACCAGAGGUAUUGAAUGGUGUUAUAAAUCGCUAUACAGUUUCAUGUAAUGGUAAAAAAUUCACGGUUAACAAGAAUGAUGGAACACAACAACCAUAUUUAUUAACCGAUUUAGAUAGUUUCACCGAAUAUGAGGUGGUAGUUAAUGCAUGUACCACGCAUUGUUCGGAUCCAAGUAAUGCCAUCACGUUCAAUACAACAAUCGGUCGACCGGGAAUCAUUCAUCAGCCAAAAGUGAUAAAUAAUGAAUUGCGUUGGGAAGCGCCAGCGGUGAAAGGUGGACGUUUGGAUUAUUAUGAACUGCAAGUAGUUUAUACGAAUAACGAUCGACAGGAGCGAGUAAUUAAAAUAAAUGGCACCAAAUGUAAAUUUACCGAUGACAUUCGAAAUAUUUUGGUUGGUAAAUUAGAUUUUUCGGUUCGUGCUGUGAAUGUAUUGCAUUCAUCACAUUAUAAAGGUCCAAUUAAUCAACGAAACCGACGUGAUAUUGCACAAACAUAUAUUGACGUUGAAUCCGAUCGUUCGAAGGAUCAAAGUUAUUUAUUGAAACGACAUUCAAAUCCAGAAAUUGACACCGAAUAUGGAAAUCACAUAUUCAAUCAUAAUUCGAAUGUAAAAAUUGAAAAGGUCCACAAAUCAAUUGAAAAUGAAUUUGAAACAAAUGACGGCACUUAUAAGAAUCAUAAUGAUGUAUUCAAUGUGGAUUUAAAUCGAAUUAAAAUUUGCGAAGAAGAGAACGAUCUACAAUUAUUUGACAAAUGGCCAACAUUAUUCCAUGGACCAUUUUCGGUAUCAUACACAUUGCAAUUUAAUAUGAAUUCAAAAUCAAGCGGCUACUACUUUAUGCUUGUAUUUUUGUUUAUAAUUACCAUGGCCUUUGUGUAUGGUACAUUUUUUGCAAUGAAAAAAUUGAAACGAAUGAAAGACAUUAGCGUCGAGCUACCGGAAGGUUUGGAAGAUAUCAAAGAGGAAAGCAAAUCCAAACAUUUGGAAGGUUCUGGUGGCAUUACACGUGAAGAAUUGGGACGAACCAUUGAUUAUGUGACAAAUGAACAUGAAAAUGAUCCAUUGGUUCGGUCUCGUAUGGAAUCGGCAAGCACCAGUAGCAGCGAAAGCAACAGCCAUUCCGAAAAUAAUGACGUUAUAGAUCAUUCCCUUGAAUAUGAACAAAAUAUCGAAAAUGACAGCGGUUCAGACAAUCAGCACAUGAACAAUAUUAAUAAAAUGUCUCUGCCAACGCCACUAAUUCCAGUACAUCAAAGCCAUGAAAUUGGAAUUAUUCAAAAUCCAUCAUUUCCAUCGCCAUUAUUACAAAUGUCAACCACACUUGAAAAUCACCAUAUGUCCGAUUCUCAUGAUAAUCAUUUCGCUCCAAGGAAGAUAGUCUCGCCAUUAAACGCGUCAAAGCCAUCGCAACUCACAUCGAAUGGUUAUGUUAAACACGAGGCCAUCAGUGGAAAGCCGGUUGCAUCGUCUGGAUAUACACCGUGGAGUGCGGUCAAUGCGAGACAAUCGACUGAACAACAAUCGGCACCAGCACACACCGAAGAGAUGAAAGUCAAAACUCCGAUCAUAACAACUGACAUACAAGGCAUAUCAGGUUAUGUGACUCACAAGCAGCUGUUGGGCCAAUUCAUGAACAAUAACAUCUAAUCGCGAAAAAAAUCAUUGAGAAAAUAAUAAUAUGAAUAAUAUUAAUAAUAAUAAUUAUAAUAACAGUAAAUAUAUUCACUUAUCCACGCAUAUGCUUGAAUGUUUACUAAUAAUUUAAUAAUUUCUUGUGAUAAUUGUACUUUUUUUAAAUUAGGAAAAUGAAAAGAUGAAUUAUGUUUUUAAGAUAUAUAAGAAAAUAAACAAACAAGAUGAGUUGAAAUGAUGGAUCAAGUUAGAUAGAAUUGACACAAUGAUUUUAUAAAAUGUGGGUUGUCUGUGAACAACAUGAAGAACAAAUGCUCCGAAAUCAACAACAAAUACAACAACAGAAAGGACCGAUUAUUCACCGAAAAGUGACAACAGCUUACAAAGCGAAAUUUAUUGAAAUUAACGUUGUAAGGAAUGAGAAGCGAUAUCAGUUUCGUGAUAUAUAUUAUUACAAUAAGAACGAAGAAAAGUAUUGUAUAUAUAAGGUAAGAUUAAAUUGUUUGUAUGAUUUGCAAAAUUUGAAUUGCAUAAAUUUGUGUUUAAAAAAAGAUCGUGCAUAUUUUACUACAAACAAUAUAAUCUUGUCUUUGGAACGGCAAAUAAUAUUAUCAAAAUGUAUUUGUGUAAUUAAAUCACAACGUUACCCCAAUAAACGUCAUGAAAAGCA
Messenger RNA from Contarinia nasturtii (swede midge), 4500 nucleotides. RefSeq names its product cytokine receptor-like. The record is from RefSeq and is a predicted model, not a curated record. Bases 222 to 3845 code for a protein of 1207 amino acids. Gene Ontology annotation, molecular function: protein binding. NCBI's taxonomy places the organism in Eukaryota, Metazoa, Arthropoda, Insecta, Diptera, Cecidomyiidae. The transcript is spliced from 11 exons.